Molecule: messenger RNA, 780 nt
Organism: Huiozyma naganishii CBS 8797
Lineage: Eukaryota; Fungi; Ascomycota; Saccharomycetes; Saccharomycetales; Saccharomycetaceae
Gene: YCP4
Product: flavodoxin-like fold family protein
Exons: 1
Coding region: 1-780 (259 amino acids)
Source: RefSeq, a predicted model, not a curated record
AUGGUUAGAAUCGCUAUUAUCACGUACUCGACGUACGGACACAUCGACACGCUGGCUAAGGCAGUGCAGGCCGGGAUCGAGGAGGCCGGGGGCGCUGCGGACGUGUUCCGCGUCGCGGAGACGCUUUCCGACGACGUGCUCGAGCAGAUGAACGCGCCGCCCAAGCCCGCGGAGGUGCCCGUCGCCGACGAGAACACGCUCAAGAACUACGACGCGUUCGUGUUCGGGAUCCCCACCAGUUCGGGAACCUGCCCGCGCAGUGGUCCGCGUUCUGGGACAAGACCGGCUCGCUGUGGGCGCAGGGCGAGCUCCAGGGCAAGGUCGCCGCGUUCUUCAUCUCCACGUCGUCCCUGGGCGGCGGGCAGGAGUCCACCGUCAAGAACGUCAUGUCGUACCUUGUCCACCACGGGAUCACGUACGUGCCAUUGGGGUACAAGAACUCCUUCGCAGAGCUCGCCAACAUCGACGAGGUCCACGGGGGUCCCCUGGGGGCCGGGACGUCUCGCCGGUGCCGACGGGUCCAGGUCCGCUUCCGACCUGGAGCAGAGAAUCGCCAGGAUCCAGGGGAAGACUUUCUACCAGACCGCAGUGAAGUUCUUCCCGUCCGCGGGGGGCUCCGCGGAGAAGAGACCUGCCGCGAAGAAGCCUGCGGAACAGACCGCCACCAAGAAGACCGCCGCCGCUCCUGCUGCAAAGAGAACCGCCGCAAAGGAGGAACCGAAGAAGGACGACGCCAAGAAGGAGGAUGGUGGUAUGCUGUCCUGUUGUACUGUUAUGUAA